UAUAUCCAAUGAAUGUGUCCAUCUCUAGUCUGCCCUAUUUGAAGCUACGAUGUGGUACUAUCCAGUACAACAAUGUUGUCGUCGAGACGCCUGGCUGCAUGUUGUAUACGAGGUGCUGCGCCGUGCCUCAUUUGCUUCCCGACGUGCUGUCGGAGAUAGACGAAUCUCUGAUACCAAAGCUGGCAAAAAUCGAUGUCUCAACAUGCUGUGAGAAGCCUGGUGUACAAUGUUUAAAUUUGUUUCAACGAGGAAUUAGGGCACUGGCUGGUUUAGAAGGUUAUCUUGUCUUCUGUGCUGUCCAAGAUGCUGUCGAUGUUGCUCGUUUUAGUUACAAUGAAGAGAAAACAGUGUCUGUGUGGACAGUCAGUGGACGACACAAGUUGACUCUUGAGUCUCACAUGGAGGUUGUAGAUGCGUUUCAACCUGACUGGUUCCAGUGCUUGUCCGAUCCUGCAGUAGGUGGCACCUUGCCACCAAAAAGAAUUCGUAAGUCAGUUGAUAGAACUCUUCGAUUUCUUGAUGAAACAUUACAACACCAGGAGAGACAAAAGCAAUCGGCAAUACCGUUUGGUAGCAUCGAGGGAGCAUCUUUGUUAUCGGAAAGAUUGAGAUCUGCUAAGGAAACAACACAACGACCAGUAGGAGGCUUUAUAAUAGAAGGCCUAGACUAUAACGAAAUGGUGGAUACCGAUAUUGCUGAUGUGCUGACAAAAGCAACGGACAUUCUUCCAGAAGACAAGCCUCGUCUUCUCUUCGGUCCAAGAACUCCUGAUCAGAUACUCAAUGCAGUAGAAAGUGGAGUCGACCUGUUUGACACAUCGUACCCUUACUAUCUGACCGAGAAAGGUUUAGCUUUGAUGCUGUUCUCAGGUUGUCGGCAGGCAGAUGAUCAGUACAGACCAAGAAUGCUUGUUGAUCUGAAUGAUAAAAAGUAUGCAAGAGACUUCACGCCUCUUGUGGACGGGUACAGUUAUUCGUAUAUUCACCAUUUGAUACAGACAAAAGAAAUGCUUGCAGGUGUUUUACUGAUGAAGCACAACCUUCAGCAGUACCUUCGUUUCUUCCAACAACUUCGUUCAUCACUCAUGAACAACACAUAUCACACGUUCUGCAUGAAAUUCCGUAUUGCUGGUGCCGGUGACAAAUCAAGACAAGAUGCAGUACAACAAUGAUAUAGUAAAAUACAAUCUUAUUUUGCCAAUAUAUUCAACAACUGUUGUCCUACAAACUUUUUUAUUCAACAUCUGAUUUUUGGAAACCAUUCACAUGGACACAAACUUUGUACAUUUUGCCUUCUCAAAUGCAAAUUCACACCAUGGAUAUAUGUCA
This is a messenger RNA of Corticium candelabrum, 1329 nucleotides long. RefSeq names its product queuine tRNA-ribosyltransferase accessory subunit 2-like. The record is from RefSeq and is a predicted model, not a curated record. Gene Ontology annotation, molecular function: tRNA-guanosine(34) queuine transglycosylase activity. The transcript has 9 exons. Bases 9 to 1172 code for a protein of 387 amino acids. Lineage: Eukaryota; Metazoa; Porifera; Homoscleromorpha; Homosclerophorida; Plakinidae.